Molecule: messenger RNA, 1263 nt
Organism: Anopheles stephensi (Asian malaria mosquito)
Lineage: Eukaryota; Metazoa; Arthropoda; Insecta; Diptera; Culicidae
Exons: 4
Coding region: 196-1032 (278 amino acids)
Source: RefSeq, a predicted model, not a curated record
CACCCUCCUUGUGGAAGUGUGCAGAGUGCGCCUUCGAUCGGUGAGUGAGCUCGAGGUGAGAUCAUCAGCGAAGCUAGCAAACGGCUGGCAAGGCAGACGAUCGAUAGUGGACCGGUAAUCAGUACCGGUUGUUCAUUCGACCGCUUCACAAGCUUCAACUUGGCGUCCCACAGGUAUUGGGGCUAACAGUGGACGAUGCGCUUGCUAGCAAUUCUCGCCAUAGCGCUGUGCAGUGCUCUGGCAGCAGUCCUCGGAUGUGAUGUCCCGCUGGUGCACUAUAAAACGAUGAAAUGCACCCCGGUCGGAAGCCGGCCCGAUGGUUGCCCGGAACGGUACGACUGCCCGUCGAUCACGGCACACGACAGCAGCAAGUGUUACUUUAACGGCAAAACGUACGACAUCGACCAGUCCGUGCCGGACACGGAGGUGGCGCAAUUUUGCUCCGCCCUCUGCUACUGCCGAUCGGCUAACCCGGUGGCGAAAUUCCGCUGCGUGCAUGUGGACUGUGCGGAGUUUUUCCAGCGCUUCGAUUACGACAACUGUCUGCGGCAGUACGAACGGCAACGGUGCUGCUCGACCGGUAAGGUGUGCGGUGACGCCCGCGACAAGCUCGCGACGUGCGAGCUGGAGAAUGAAAUCUACCGGGAAGGGCAACGUAUGCACUUCAAGGAUAACAAGUGCCGGACCUGCAUCUGUUCGGCCGGGUUCGAUCGUAACGCGACCGAUACGGAUCCGAACUGUUACGAUACGACCUGCGGGUUCGAGCUGUUCUCGGAGAAGCAGCUGUACGGCGGAGGCAUCCCCGUGUACAAGCAGGACGUGUGCUGUCCUUGGGAGUGGCGUACGCCGAAAGCAACGGAUAGUGUUGUGAAGGGUGCUGGCAGGGUUGCGACGGAUCCGAAGCUUCAGUGCAAGUACGGCAGUCUUACGCUGGAUGUGGGAGAUACGCUAAACAUACAGCAGAAGGCCGAGGAUCAGAAGAUGACCUGUAGCUGCCAAGUUCCGCCCCUGAUGCAGUGUGUGCUGAACUAAGGUAAUGCUUCUGCACCGGGAGGAUAACUUAAUUCUUCUAAAAGCGUAAAGCUAUGCACUGAUAGCAUGUGGGGAGGGAACCUUGAAGUGGUGGGAGAGUUAGUAUCUUGUGUAUGUGGAGCUAUACAUCCGAUGAACCCUCACUUACCCUAUCUACCCUACUUCCAGAAGAUAAGUAUAUCAGAAAUGCACACGUUUAUUGAGCAAAAUAAGAGUUACAGUGGUAAAAUA